This is a messenger RNA of Thermochaetoides thermophila DSM 1495, 519 nucleotides long. RefSeq lists its product as uncharacterized. NCBI's taxonomy places the organism in Eukaryota, Fungi, Ascomycota, Sordariomycetes, Sordariales, Chaetomiaceae. Bases 1 to 519 code for a protein of 172 amino acids. The transcript is spliced from 3 exons. Gene Ontology annotation, cellular component: plasma membrane. The record is from RefSeq and is a predicted model, not a curated record.
AUGCACUCCUUCCUAACCCCCUUUCUCUUCUUCAUCCUCCUUCUCACCCCGAUCCUCACCCUCGCCCAACAACAAAAACCAUCAAUCUACAUCCCUCCAUCGAAAUCCGGAUACACCUACCUGGGAUGCUACAACGAAACGACGGACUUACCUGACACCGCUGGCCUGCGCGCCCUAAACGGAGGGAAGAAUGUGGUGAAGCCCGGUGAGAUGACGGUCAAUAUGUGUCUCGAAUUUUGUAGCACCGGUGCGGGGGAUAGUAAAGGCGGGAAUACGGCGAUGUUUGAGUACGUGGGGUUGGAGUAUUCACGGGAAUGCUGGUGUGCCCGGUCGCUGUCGGGCUUGUCGGAGAAGUUUCCGGAUGAUGCGUGUAACUUGCCGUGCGACGGCAAUGCCACGCAGAUUUGUGGUGGGAAUCUGAAGUUGACUGUCUACAAAGCUGGUACGAUGAAGAGUCUCGCAAGUCUAUCCGCUGCUGGAUUGGCAGCUGUCAUGACAAUGAUCUCAAUUCUCUUUUAA